Molecule: messenger RNA, 1411 nt
Organism: Striga hermonthica
Lineage: Eukaryota; Viridiplantae; Streptophyta; Magnoliopsida; Lamiales; Orobanchaceae
Source: the annotation of a GenBank genome assembly
CGCACUCUCGGGCCAAUCCCGCACCCUACUAGCAAUGCGCUCGAACUCCUUUUGAUACUCCCUCAGACUACCAACCUGCUUAAUUCUAGACAAAGCCUCAUUGCUCCACCCGCUCAGGGUGAAGAUCAUGGUCGUAUGAUUGAGCUAUUCCAGAACAUGCGUCCCCCAACCUUUUCUGGAGAGGAGGAGCCAACAACUUUAACAGAGUGGUUCCAUAAGCUGGAGAGGAUCUUCACCAUUGCUACUGACAAGUACAUUCCCAAGAGCUAUCGUGAUCAGAAGGAGCGAGAGUUCUAUGAUCUCCGACAGGGUACCACUUCCGUUGAUUUGUAUGCUAGGGCCUUUACCCGGUUGAGUGUUUUUGCUCGGCACAUGAUCGAGACUGAGGAGAGGAAGGCUCGUAAGUUCAGAGAUGGGCUUCACCAGGACAUUCGUGUUUUGGUGGCUAGUCAUGGGGAACUUCCUUUCACAUACACAGUUAUCCGAGCCCAGCAGAUUGAGAGUUGCAUGACCCCGGUGGCCCCCGUCUCUUCCUACUAUCAUGCCCAGCCUACUCAGUCAGGUAUCCAGCCAGCUGUUACUGCUCAGCCACCAUCUGGCUCGAGCAAGAGGAGGAAUGACCAUCACUCGGGCCAUAAGAAGUUUAAGUGCCCAGAUCCCGGCAAGAAGCCAGUGAGAGCUCCGCCUAUUCAGCAAGUUCAGGGAGGACAGCCGAGGUGUGGAUCAUGCGGUAGGUUCCAUGCAGUAGGAGAGUGUUUCGUUGCCCAAAAGACGUGUUAUAACUGCCAUCGUCUCGGACACUUUGCUCACAAGUGCCCCGAGCCAAAGAGGGAGAACCCAGGACCGCACCAGCAGCAGCUUCCGUACCCACCACACCAGCAUCAGCUCCAGUACCCGCAGCAUCAGCAGCAGAACCAGCAGCGACCUGUGGCCCAGGAUCGAGUUUACGCUCUCACCAAUGAAGAGGCCGCCAACAACACAGGUACCACUGGAAUGCUUUCUAUUUCGAACGUGCCUGUCUUUGCCCUAUGUGAUACUGGUGCCACGCAUUCUUUCGUUUCUUCUAGUUGUUUGGAGGACUUAGGAAUUAAGGACAUCAGUGAGGUCGACGCUCUCGAGGUUAGCCUAGCCUCGGGAAAGACGAUCGCUACUGCUUCAAUGGUUCGAGUUUUGCAAGUUAAUAUCGGCGGCAGGAACUUAGAAGCCAACACUUAUAUUAUUGAGAUGCGGGACUUCGAUGUGAUUCCCGGCAUGGAUUGGCUUACCGAGUACCGCGCCAACAUCAGAUGUUUAGAACGUGAGGUAACUCUACUUCCCGAUGAUGGCCAACCGAUCACCUUUUUCGGAGCAAAGACGAGACUCGUGUCCAGGGUUAUGUCUUCAUUGAAGGCGAUGCGGACCUUAUCAGAGG